Gastrolobium bilobum is the source of this 2011-nucleotide messenger RNA. Its product is annotated as nuclear transport factor 2. The transcript is spliced from 10 exons. Gene Ontology annotation, cellular component: ribonucleoprotein complex; cytosol. The coding region runs from base 229 to 1659 and encodes 476 amino acids. NCBI's taxonomy places the organism in Eukaryota, Viridiplantae, Streptophyta, Magnoliopsida, Fabales, Fabaceae. Gene Ontology annotation, molecular function: mRNA binding. The record is from RefSeq and is a predicted model, not a curated record.
GUUUUCUCUCUCUAAAUCGUUCGUGCUGUGCUGUGCUGUGUUCUUUCUCACUCUUUUCUGCAAGAUCCACACCCCAAACCCUAGCAAACCCCUACCGCAGAGGGAGCGGAGAAGAACACGCACCAACUACCCUUCUUCUUUCACCUCGCUUCCUCCGAUCCACUCUCUCUCUCUCUCUCUCUCUCUCUCUCUCUCUUUCUGUUGGAUUAGCUCUUGGAAACCAUUAGUAUGGCAUCUUCAGAGCCGCAAGCAGCAUCCAAAACUCCUGCAGCUGAUAUUGUUGGUAAUGCCUUUGUUGAUCAGUACUAUCAUAUGUUGCAUGAAAGCCCUGAGCUGGUGCAUAGGUUUUACCAGGAUGUCAGUAAGGUUGGCCGUCCUGAACAAAAUGGUAUAAUGGGUAUUACAACAACGAUGUUUGAUAUUAACAAGAAGAUACUAUCACUUGGUUAUGGUGAACUCAGUGCUGAGAUCAUAUCUGUGGAUGCACAAGAAUCUUAUGCUGGGGGAGUCCUUGUCUUAGUCACUGGGUUUAUGAUAGGAAAGGACGACAUUAAGAAGAAAUUUACUCAAUGUUUCUUCCUUGCUCCUCAAGAGAAAGGCUACUUUGUUUUGAAUGAUGUUUUCAGAUAUGUUGAUGAAAAUGGAAUCCAAGGGCCUGCUCAUGAUAUUGGAUCUCCUGCCUCUCCUGACAAUGUGGCAGAUCCUUCUAUGCUGGAGACACAAGUUUCAGAGCAAAUGACUGUGACCGCUGAGGAUGGUGAUGGGGUAGAAGUCUACAAUCCAGAAAAUGGGCAUGCAUCAACUGAAGAAGAGGAAGCUCCUGUACCUGAGGUUCUUGAUGAAAUUCCUGAUGAUUCACAGAUGGUAGCUGGAUUAGCAUCUCAAAUUGAAGAAGAAGUGCCAAAGAAGUCAUAUGCCUCUAUUGUUAAGGUCAUGAAAGAUGCUGCAGCAUUGUCUUCCGCUGCGAUAGCUGUUUCUGUGAAGUGUACUGUUAAGAGCCUAGAACAACAGGGUACUGUUGCACCUCCACCAAGCAGCAUGUCAGAAACAAAUGAUUCUAGUAUAAAUACUAAUGAAACUGGAAACAAUCAAGAAACUGAAGCUGAGGGCUAUUCUAUUUAUGUGAAGGGUCUGUCAUCAAAUGCUACGCCUGUCCUCCUGGAGAAUGAGUUCAAGAAGUUUGGACCUAUUAAGAGUGGUGGUAUCCAAGUUAGGACCCAAAAGGGAUUUUCCUUUGGCUUUGUGGAGUUUGAAGUGGCAAGUGCUGUGCAAAGUGCACUUGAGGCUUCACCAAUUCUGAUCAAUGGCCGUCAUGUUGUUGUUGAAGAAAAGAGAUCAACUAAUCGUGGUAAUAGCAGGGGACGAUUCUCAUCUGGAAGGGCACCAGGUUACCGAGGGGAGGGAGCAAGAGGAGGGCGUGGAAACUACGGAAAUGGCAGAAGCUAUGGCCGUGUUGGUAGUGACUUUAAUGGCAGGGGUGAAUUUGGAGGAUAUAGGAAUGGCAAUCGGGGAGGGUUUUCAAGCCGUGGCGGCGGUGAUGGGUAUCAGAGAAGUGAUCAUAUGGGAGGAACCAGUGGUGGCCGCGUCAAUCGUACUGGUGGUUCUGCUGUUAAUUCAACUCCCAAAACUAUACCUGUUCGAGUUCCUGCUUCUGCCUGAGGAACUAUCCACCAGAGAUUCAAAGAGUAUUUCCAUUUGGAGUAAUUCAAUUGAUUGGAACGAAUUAAGGAGGGAGCUUUUUUUCUUGGGAUGAGUUACUCAAGUUUCAUAAGGUCCCCCCCCAUUUUUAUUUUUUUUAUAUUGGUGGUUUUGGUAAAGUUAGAUUUCCAACUUGUUAUUAUAUUGUCCAUCUAGCUGUAGUUUUUGUGCUUCCCCAGUUUUAUGAAUAUAUAUAUCUUGGGGUUACCCUUUUUUAUUUUUAUUUUUCCUUUUAAAAUUGACUAGUAUUUGGUAGUUGCUAUAUCAGAGGUUGCUAUCAGCAUGAAUUUGCGGAAAUGAUUUUUAUCUUAUA